This is a messenger RNA of Sorex araneus (European shrew), 1390 nucleotides long. Its product is annotated as rho-related GTP-binding protein RhoG-like. Lineage: Eukaryota; Metazoa; Chordata; Mammalia; Eulipotyphla; Soricidae. Gene Ontology annotation, biological process: regulation of actin cytoskeleton organization; small GTPase-mediated signal transduction; establishment or maintenance of cell polarity. Gene Ontology annotation, molecular function: GTPase activity; protein kinase binding; GTP binding. The transcript has 2 exons. The coding region runs from base 113 to 688 and encodes 191 amino acids. The record is from RefSeq and is a predicted model, not a curated record. Gene Ontology annotation, cellular component: cytoplasmic vesicle; cytoskeleton; cell cortex.
CCCGCCUCAGGCGGCCAAGCCCAUCACCAGUCCGCAGCCUGGGAGGCGUUCGCAGCUGUGCUCGCUCCGCGCUGGAGAAGGAGGAGCCCUUGACCCGGACUCCAAGGGAAGUAUGCAGACGAUCAAAUGUGUGGUUGUAGGAGAUGGGGCAGUAGGUAAGACCUGCCUGCUCAUCAGUUAUACAACAAAUGCCUUUCCUGAAGAGUAUAUACCCACUGUAUUUGACAACUAUAGUGCCCAGACAUCUGUGGAUGGCCAGACUGUCAGCCUCAACCUUUGGGACACAGCUGGCCAAGAGGAAUAUGACCGGCUGCGAACGCUCUCCUAUCCCCAGACCAAUAUCUUUGUUAUUUGUUUUUCCAUUGGCAAUCCAUCCUCUUAUGCCAACGUGAGGCAUAAGUGGCACCCAGAGGUCUCUCAUCACUGCCCAAAUGUACCCGUUCUGCUAGUUGGCACUAAAAGGGACCUUCGGAGUGACCUUGAGACAGUGAAGAAGCUGAAGGAACAGAGUCUGGUGCCAACAACUCCUCAGCAAGGCACUUCCCUUGCUAAGCAAGUGGGGGCUGUAAAGUAUCUGGAAUGUUCAGCUCUAAUGCAGGAUGGGGUACAUGAGGUAUUUUCAGAAGCUGUCCGAGCUGUGCUUUAUCCUGCUACAAAGAAGAACACCAAAAAGUGCGUCCUCUUAUAGCUUGUGAGAUGCUACUUGGGGACUGCGUCCAAGGAGGUAACAAGAGGUAAUUCCUCUGACAGCCCUUAAUAAUGCCAACAUGAGCCAUUUGUCUCUUCUGGAAACUCUAGACUUCAAUUUAUGUGACUUUUGGAGGACAAAGACAGACUAGCUGUACAUGGUUACUGUAAACUCCGUUCUGGUUUUGAGGAAAAUUGUGUGUGUGGGCGUGCGUGCGUGUGUGCGUGCAUGUGUGUGUGUGUGUGUGUGUGUGUGUGUGUGUGUGUGUCCCUGUUAAAGUUAUAAGAGGAGACAUCACCAAGUGCCGUUCUUUUUCUAUCCUGGCCAGACUGCAACUAAACACAGUAGUCAUGAUGCUUUCCUCUGUAGGCUUUUGCAUGUCUGUUUUAAAAUCAGUUUCUCUUUUGACAGUAUUUACCAUUGAGCAGAUUCUUCACAGAAGAACCCAUUUUUCCAGUGUUUAAGUAAUUGCCUUAAACUGUCUGACACAUUAAUUUUUAAAAACUGUGUUAUUUGUGAUUACUGGAUGUUCUCAAUGUUGAUGUAUUUUUCCACUUCUGGAGAUGAAACAUUUUCUUAAAAAUGUUAAAGCAGUAUUUCCUAAAUUUCUGUGAGAUGUAAUAGAUGUUCCUUUAAAAGACACAUCUGGGGGUCAAAUGUGUCAGAAAUCAAUGUUUUAAAUAAAGCUGAACAGGAUCUUCA